AUGGAAGAGCUCCCGAAGAAAGAAUUCUCUGGAAGCCCUUGGGACGGUGGCCAUGAAAAAGAGCUUAAAGGCCGCAGCCCCCAGGUGAAGAUACAGGAAGAAGACGUCAGAAGUCCUGGGAAGGCGGCGGCCAUGGCCCUGUUCCUGUCGGAUGACAAAACAUGGAAACGAAUAGGAGAAAGAAAACACGAGAAAAAGCAUGGAAAUCCAGAGACAAGAGACAGAAAAGAAAGAAGUGCCGAGGAAAACAGAACCGAAGAGGAAAGCAGGCAGGCCGGACCAACUCAGCAGCUAGAAAGAUUUUGGCGCGUGAAAGACAGGAGAAACGCUGACAUUACUGAAGAUCCAGGGGAAGGGUGCAGCCAUUGGGCAGGCCCGAACACCCUUUCAGCGAAAAAGAUCACUAGGAAGGGAUCACGAAGAAACUGGGACAGAAUUGUAGCAUUUCUAAAAAAUAAAAAAAAUCAAUUCAUAACAGCAUUUAGAAGAGGCCGACCAGGCGCUACGCACACCAGCCAACAAAACACCGACACUGCCCCCUUAACAGUGGACAAAUUAAUUUUCCACUCAAUACUUGGAGAGGGAGGCUACGGAAAAGUGCUGCUGGCAACAGACGCUCUUCGCAGGGAAAGAGUGGCAAUUAAGAUCUUAAAGAAGACAGCCCUAAUAGAGAACGAGGGCAGCUUGGUCGAGUUUCGGGUCCUUCAGCUGACACAUCAGAGCAAUUUCCUUACUCAUGGAUAUGCAGCCUUCCAAACACAUCGUUAUCUAUACUGUGUAAUGGAACUGGCUAGUGGAGGUGAUCUGUUCAAAUUUUUUUUUGAGACAUCAGAGAUGGACCUUCCCACAAUAACAUUUAUAGCGGCGGAAUUGGUUUGUGGAUUACAGUUCAUGCAUUCUAAAGGAAUAAUUCACAGAGACAUCAAAAUGGAAAAUGUUCUGCUGACUGCAGACGGCCAUUUGAAGAUCACAGACUUUGGUCUAGCCCUAAUGAAUGUGUAUGGAGUAACUGAUAAUGCAGGCUGUUGUGGGACACCUGGCUAUACUGCUCCAGAAAUAAUUACCUGCCAGCCAUACAGUGCAGCUGUGGACUGGUUCGCAUUUGGGGUUAUAUUAUAUAUGCUCGCUACAGGAUCGGAGCCUUUCCCUGGAGAAUCCGUGUCAGAUAUAGCAGCAAUGAUCAUUGCAGAGGAACCCUCAUACGAAGGCCUUACUGAUGGAGUAACAAAGGACUUUUUAUCCAACCUCCUGCGCAAGGACCAGUUCCUCCGGCUUGGGGUAAAUGGCAACGUGCGAGAACACCCCUUCUUCUCUUCUAUUAACUGGGAAGAGGUAGAGAGUGGAAAAACAGCAUCCCCACUCACAGUGCUCAAGAACGCCAUGGAUCUAGAUAAACAGAAUAUUCCUGUGCCCCACAGUGACAUUUUCAGACAACCAAUUCCUGCCAUGGACCAGGGGCUAUUUGACAACAUUCAAUUUAACCUCAAUGCCGGUGCAAAGCAGGGUAGGAUAUGGUGGUACUUCACUUUAAAGUAUUAA
This is a messenger RNA of Pseudophryne corroboree (corroboree frog), 1539 nucleotides long. Its product is annotated as protein kinase C delta type-like. The record is from RefSeq and is a predicted model, not a curated record. Lineage: Eukaryota; Metazoa; Chordata; Amphibia; Anura; Myobatrachidae. The coding region runs from base 1 to 1539 and encodes 512 amino acids. Gene Ontology annotation, biological process: peptidyl-serine phosphorylation. The transcript has 4 exons. Gene Ontology annotation, molecular function: protein serine/threonine kinase activity; ATP binding.